AUGUGUUGCGGGUCCAGUUUGCCUGCACCCUUGUUAUCUCAUCAAACCUUCGCUUUCCUCAUUAUAGCGGAUGAGCCCAAUAUCGAUUACUGUGCUGCUAAGUGUGUAUUCGUACAGAACUUAAGUGCAGCUUCUGGUUCUACCCCCACUCUGCCCCGAGCGGAGGGGGAGGGCCCUCGGGCCCCCUUGGUGCGUCGUGAUCCUGAGGAGGCAGCUCAGGAGACCUAUGACGAGUUCAUUCGUGCUGAGUUGGGUGAGGCGGCGGUUAGGCAGGCGGCCUAA
Messenger RNA from Perkinsus marinus ATCC 50983, 282 nucleotides. RefSeq lists its product as hypothetical. Lineage: Eukaryota; Perkinsozoa; Perkinsida; Perkinsidae. Bases 1 to 282 code for a protein of 93 amino acids. The transcript is spliced from 2 exons. The record is from RefSeq and is a predicted model, not a curated record.